AUGUCUUCCCCCAAUCCCGAGGGUACCCCACAAGAGCCUGAGACUGAGCCCUCCAGCUCCCAGGAGAAAAAGAAGAAAAGCAAGUGUCAGGAGCUUGAGGCCAGCAUCCAAGUCCUCACCAGGGCUGGCCACAGGGCCCUCCUGGCUCGCCAGAACCAUGAGGCCUUGACCAGCUUCCAGCGGGCCUUCCUCCUGGCCUCCAAGGCCUCACGGGAGCGGGACACCCCUCUUCUCCGGGCCUGUGCCUUCAACCUGGGGGCUGCCUACGUGGAGACGGGGCACCCAGCCAGGGGCCUUGAGCUGCUCCUAAGGGCCCAACCUGAAGAGAAGGCACAGGGCCGGUGUCAUGGUGACCAGUGCUUCAAUGUGGCUUCGGCCUACCAGGCCCUGGGCCACCUGCCUCAAGCGUUGGCCUGGUACUGCAGGGCCCUGGGCCACUACCAGCCACUGGGUGACCAGGGCCAGGUCCGGGCAAAAAUGGGAGCCUGCUACCAGGCGCUGGGACAGCCUGAGCUAGCAGCCCAGUGCUUACAGGAAGCAAGCCAGGCCUACGCCCAAGCAGGGCAGCCCCGGGCGGCAGCCCUGGCGUUGGGGGCUGCGGCGGGGUGUAUGCUGAAGAGCGGGCAGCACGGCCUGGGUGAAGUGGUGCAGGUGCUGGAGGAGAGCUGGCGGCUGGCGGAGAUGAGCACCGAGCAGCGACUGCUUGGGCAGCUCUAUAAUGACCUGGGCCUGGGCUACUCCCAGCUCCAGCUGUUCCCACUAGCACUAGAGGCCUUCCUGCAGGCCUUGCCCUUGUGCCGGGGACCAGGAGAGGAGGCCACGGUGCUGAGGAACCUUGGGAUGGCCCACAAUGCCCUUGGAAACUACCAGGAAGCCCGGGGAUUUCACCAGAAAGCUGCUGACCUGCAUGGUUCUGUGGGGCAGCGGUGGGAGCAAGGCCGGAGCUUUGGCAGCCUGGCAUUUGCACUGAGCCAGCUGGGGGACCACAAGGCCGCCAGAGACAACUACCUCCACGCUCUGCAGGCUGCCCAGGACACUGGGGACGUGAAGGGGCAGUGGCAGGCCUGCGAGGGCCUGGGGGCUGCUGCAGCCAGACUGGGGCAGCACGACCAGGCCCUGAAGUACUAUAAGGAGGCGCUGGCCCAGUGUCAGAAGGAGCCAGAUUCUGUGCGAGAACGGCUGGUGGCCAAGCUGGCGGACGCCAUGAGGACCCACUUGGCUCAGGGUGGGCUGGACCCAACUCACACCCCGAUCUCAGCUCCAGGGAAGCCUCGGCCUCCAGGUGGGGCCGGCCCAGCAGGGACUCCGGCCAGACUGGGAAGAAGCCCAGGAGAUGCAAAGCACAGUAAUCCGAACGACUUUUACCCAGCUCAGGAGGCCUGGCCGGUCCCCUGCCUCCUGCACGGCCUGACCGUAGACCUCAGAGAAAGGAAGAGCCCCGCUGAACGUGGGGAUAUGCAGCUUACAUCUCCUCCCUACUGCUCUGCAGCCCGCCGGCAGAGGUCAUGCAAACAGCCCAGGGAGACCCCCAGCAGGGACCCACCAAGGAGACCCACCACAUCUGGCUUCUGCAUGAUCAUGUGACCCCACCCUACUGGCCUCAGCGGUACCUCCCCAACAUACACACUUGAGGGUUUCUGGGACCAAGACCCUUCCCAGUUGUUCAGCGCUGUAUAGACAUGGAUUACAACACAGGCAGCAAGUGGGCUCCCGAGCAGGCGGCACAAGGGCUUUGCAGUCUCAGCACUGAGGCUGCUCGCUCCUUGCUGGGAGUUUUGGACUCAACAGGCAAAAGCGAAAAGGGAAAUAGAUGGUGAAUCUCCCCCUGUUCUUCUGGAUCCAAACCUCAUGAUCACUUAGGCUAGUGGUUCUCAACCUUCCUCAUGCCACGACCCUUUAAUACAGUUCCUCAUGUUGUGGUGACCC
Messenger RNA from Myotis davidii, 1926 nucleotides. It is a transcript of the gene TTC24, whose product is annotated as tetratricopeptide repeat domain 24. The transcript has 8 exons. Bases 1 to 1584 code for a protein of 527 amino acids. Lineage: Eukaryota; Metazoa; Chordata; Mammalia; Chiroptera; Vespertilionidae. Gene Ontology annotation, molecular function: protein binding. The record is from RefSeq and is a predicted model, not a curated record.